Molecule: messenger RNA, 695 nt
Organism: Zophobas morio
Lineage: Eukaryota; Metazoa; Arthropoda; Insecta; Coleoptera; Tenebrionidae
Product: macro domain-containing protein TTE0995-like
Exons: 6
Coding region: 64-666 (200 amino acids)
Source: RefSeq, a predicted model, not a curated record
UAUAAGCUCUGUAUAAUAAAACCAAGGAGAACUUUUUGUAACCUCUCACACAUACAGCUUUUAAUGGCUAAGCUUGCAUCAGAUUUUCUCGUCCUCGACUAUCAAAGCCUCCGUCCAUGGGACACCGUUUUGUACAUCGUUCAAGGCAGUAUCGUUAAAUUUCGGGGCACUGCUAUAGUAAACGCCGCUGACUCUUACUGUCUUGGAGGCGGUGGUGUAGAUGGGGCAAUUAGUAGAGCGGGCGGUGAGAUCCUAAGGAGAGCGAGGGAAGCUUUACCUGUAGACCCGGAAGGUUACCGUUGUCCUGUCGGAAAUGCUAAAGUAACAGUAGCUGGUGCUCUUCCCUGCAAAUAUGUUAUUCAUGCCGUCGGUCCUUGUUUUCCUUCCAACCCACCCUAUGAUGAGUAUGAUCGUCUUCUCUCUUCGGCGUACAUUCAGUCCUUGUUGCGAGCUAAAGAAAAUGCUGUAGAGUCCAUUGCCUUCUCUUUAAUUUCUGCUGGUGUCUUUCGGGGUACUCGGGAACUCAAAAGUGUUAUCACGAUUGCUUUGAAAACCAUCGCCGAUAAUAUUUAUGAAGGGCUCAAAGAGAUCUACGUUGUCGCGUAUUCGGACACGGACGCUAAAGUUCUUGUUUCAGUGUUUUCUCACUUAUUUAAAAGCCCUUAACAACUAUUUUGUUUUGCUUGGUUUUAUUU